Diaporthe amygdali is the source of this 1479-nucleotide messenger RNA. Its product is annotated as MFS general substrate transporter. The record is from RefSeq and is a predicted model, not a curated record. Gene Ontology annotation, biological process: transmembrane transport. The transcript is spliced from 5 exons. Bases 1 to 1479 code for a protein of 492 amino acids. Gene Ontology annotation, cellular component: membrane. NCBI's taxonomy places the organism in Eukaryota, Fungi, Ascomycota, Sordariomycetes, Diaporthales, Diaporthaceae. Gene Ontology annotation, molecular function: transmembrane transporter activity.
AUGAAUGACACUCUUGAUCAAAAGAUCGGGAUAGAUUCGGCUGCAGAGCAAAACAGUGAGGACCUUAACCAUGGCCAGGUCGUGGGUUACAUCGACCCCGUCAAGGAGGCCAAAAUGAUGCGAAAGUUUGACUGCUGGGCAGUCGGUCUCCUCGGCAUUCUCUACAUGUUGGCAAACCUCGACAGGAGCAACAUCGGAAACGCACAGAUUGCGGGACUCCCUGACGAUCUGGGACUUGUUGGAAAUCAAUACGGAACGGCAGUAACAUUGUUGUACGCUACGUACGUUCCAUUCGAGACACCAGUCGCCGUUUUGCUCAAGAUUAUCGGCCCCAAAUACCUCCUGACAAGCUGCUGCUUCGCAUGGGGGAUCACCUGUCUCUGCACCGGCUUCAUACAGAACUGGCAAGGACUAUACGCUUGUCGGCUUCUCAUCGGAUUCUUCGAGGCAGGAUUGAUCCCGUGUAUCAACGUCUUCCUGGGCAUGACAUACAAGAAGUCGGAGCGUGGCAAGCGGUCUUCAGUAAUAUUCGCAUUCAGCGCCCUGGCCAGUGCUUUCGGUGGCAUCUUCGCGUAUGGUUUGACUCAGAUCCAUACCAAUUCCUUGUUCACGUCGUGGCGGGCCUUGUUCAUCACGGAAGGUUGUCUGACGGUGCUGAUCUGUCCGAUAUUCUUCUUCUUCUUCCCUGACUCACCAACAACGGCAUGGUUCCUGAAUGACGAGGAGAAGGAGAUGAUGAAUUUGCGUUAUCAGCUUGACCCCCAUUGGGGUGUUGUUGACGAAGAGUUCAGCUGGGAAGAAGUUGGCCUUGCUCUGAGAGAUCCCAAAUUCUUUGCCUUCUUCGUGUUCCAGUUCUCGGUCGACAUUUCGCUGUACGGCUUCACGACGUUCUUGCCUGCCAUUAUCAAGGGCCUUGGCUAUACGUCUGUCCAAGCCAACCUCAUGACGGUGCCGAUCUAUUUUUGGGGCUUGGCAACCUUCGCAUUUACCGCAUACAUGUCAGACAGAUUGCACAACCGUGGUUACUGGAUUGGUGGACCCUUGCUCUGUCUUAUAGUCGGAUACGCGAUCUUGAUCUCGGUUGACAGCCUUGCUGUGCGAUACUUUGCUUGCUUCAUCACUGUCAUGGGUAUUUAUCCCACAACAGGUAUGAGCUUAAUGUGGCUUAGUGAUAACGUAUCUCGCCACUUUAAACGGUCCACGAUGGUAGGAGCAACAUUGACCUUGGGCAACACGGCUGGUGUUGCCGUGGGCCAGAUCUUCGUUUCUGCCGAUAGUCCGAGGUACAUCAGAGGCCUGUCUGUGGCCAUGGGUCUUGCGGCUGUUGCUUUGGUUAUGGUGGCUUGCCUCAUGGUUGGCAUGAGCCUAGUGAACAAAAGGCGUGCUGCUAGGAUCGCUGCCGCAGAACAGGCGGGAAAUCCAUUGGCCCCUGAGCCGAAAAUGGGCGAUAUGGAUGUUCAUUUCAAGUAUAGUCUAUGA